Messenger RNA from Gossypium raimondii (Peruvian cotton), 2188 nucleotides. Its product is annotated as pentatricopeptide repeat-containing protein At3g26540. The transcript has a single exon. NCBI's taxonomy places the organism in Eukaryota, Viridiplantae, Streptophyta, Magnoliopsida, Malvales, Malvaceae. The coding region runs from base 85 to 2187 and encodes 700 amino acids. Gene Ontology annotation, cellular component: intracellular membrane-bounded organelle. Gene Ontology annotation, molecular function: RNA binding; protein binding. The record is from RefSeq and is a predicted model, not a curated record. Gene Ontology annotation, biological process: RNA modification.
AGCAUUUAAGUAGUUGAGCAUCAGAGCUUUCCUCCUGAAAACCCAGGGAGGGUGUUGGGCUCUGUUUUCAUAUUUAGUUUUUGCAUGGCAGUGAGUGCAUUCUCAAUACUGAAGCGUCUUCUUCAAAACAUAAACAAUCAACCCCAAAAGCAACCCCAAGGCAUCGAAUCCAUAAUAAAAUCAAUCCUCAGCCACCUUAAGGCAGGUCGUUUUCAACAAGCCGUUUCGGUUCUCUUUGCUUCCCCAGAACCCUUACCUCACUCUCUUUACGCCGAUCUUUUUGCCCUCUGUUCUGACAAAAAAGCUAUCGUUGAAGCCCGGAAACUUGAAUCCCACCUAGUCACGUUCUGUCCAUUUCCCCCGGUGUUCCUCUUGAACCGUUGCAUCGAAGCGUACGGAAAAUGCGGGUGUUUGGAUGACGCAAGGGGACUGUUUGAUGAAAUGCCUCAACGGGAUGGGGGUUCAUGGAAUUCGAUGAUAACGGCAUAUGCACGAAAUGGGUUUGGAGAAAAGGCUUUGUUCUUGUUUUCGAAGAUGAACAAGGAAGGAAUUGUGCCGAAUGAGAUUUCGUUCGCUAGUGUUUUGGGCUCUUGUGGUGUUGUUUUAGAGGUUAGCCUUUCAAGGCAAGUUCACGCGAUGAUUGUGAAGUAUGGUCAUUAUAAAAAUGUGAUAUUGGGAAGUUCACUUGUUGAUGUUUACGGAAAAUGUGGGUUUAUAAGUGAUGCAAGGCUGAUGUUUGACGAGAUAGAGAAUCCGACUAUUAUUUCCUGGAAUGUGAUUGUUCGGCAGUAUAUUGAGGUAGGGGAUGGAGAGGAGGCAAUAUUAAUGUUUUUUAAGAUGCUUCGAGAUGAUGUUAGACCGUUGAAUUUUACAUUAUCUAAUGCUCUUGUUGCUUGUUCAAGCAUGUCAGCACUUAAGGAAGGGUUGCAAAUUCAUGGAGUUGUGGUUAAGACUAACUUUGAGAAGGAUAAAGUAGUCUCUAGUUCACUCAUUAAUAUGUAUGUAAAAUGUGGGCAGCUAGAGAUUGCUCGUACUGUAUUUGAUCAACUUGGUUCCAAGGACUUGAUUUCCUGGACUGCAAUCAUGUCAGGUUAUGCCAUGAGUGGGAGAACUAGAGAGGCAAGGGAACUCUUUAAUAUGAUGCCGGAACGGAAUGUAAUCUCAUGGAAUGCAAUGCUAGCAGGGUAUACUCGUUUGUCUCAGUGGGAAGAUGCCUUAGAAUUUAUUUUUCUUAUGCGGAGAAUGACUAAAGAUUUUGACCAUGUGACGCUUGUUCUAAUUUUAAAUGUCUGUGCUGGCCUGUCAGACGUUGAAAUGGGGAAAAAGGUUCAUGGAUUUAUCUACCGACAUGGGUUCUUUUCCAAUAUAUUUGUAAGUAAUGCACUUCUGGACAUGUACGGAAAAUGUGGAACCUUGAACAGUGCCAGAGUUUGGUUUUACCAAAUGAGUCAGGGAAGGGAUACUGUUUCUUGGAAUGCUUUACUGACUAGCUAUGCGCAGCAUCAGCGGGGUGAGCAGGCUAUUACAUUAUUUAGUGAGAUUCAAUGGGAGUCCAGACCCAGCAUAAAUAUCUUUGGAACCCUUCUUACAGUUUGUGGAAAUAUAUUUGCACUUAAUCAUGGCAAACAAAUCCAUGGAUUCAUGGUUAGAAAUGGUUAUGAGCUGAAUAUGGCAGUAAGAGGAGCUUUGGUUGGCAUGUAUUCUAAAUGUCGUUGCAUUUUAUAUGCUUUCAUGAUUUUCAAAGAGGCAGAUUCACGUGAUGUUGCUCUUUGGAACAUCAUGACUUUUGGAUUUUGUCACAACGGAAGGGGUAGAGAAGUACUUGAAUUUAUUGGCAUGAUGGAGGAGGAAGGCGUCAAACCAGACCAUGUUACCUUUCAUGGUAUAUUGCUUGCAUGCAUAUGUGAGCAUGAAGCAGAGUUGGGUCAGCUGUAUUUUAAUUCAAUGAGCAAUGACUAUUGCAUUAUACCCCGGAUGGAACACUAUGAGUGUAUGAUUGAACUCUAUAGCAGGUGUGGGUGCAUGGAGGAGCUUGAGAAAUUUAUUAAGAGUAUGCCAUUUGAGCCAACUGUUGCCAUGCUGACUAGAGUCUUUGUUGCAUGCAAAAAGCAUGGUGCUGUGAGGUUUGGCGAAUGGAGUGCUGAACAACUUAACCAAUUGAAUCCUCAUACUACACUUAAGAUAUGAA